Asterias rubens (European starfish) is the source of this 1215-nucleotide messenger RNA. RefSeq names its product neuropeptides capa receptor-like. NCBI's taxonomy places the organism in Eukaryota, Metazoa, Echinodermata, Asteroidea, Forcipulatida, Asteriidae. Gene Ontology annotation, biological process: G protein-coupled receptor signaling pathway. Bases 1 to 1215 code for a protein of 404 amino acids. Gene Ontology annotation, molecular function: G protein-coupled receptor activity. The record is from RefSeq and is a predicted model, not a curated record. The transcript has a single exon. Gene Ontology annotation, cellular component: plasma membrane.
AUGAAUGUAUCUAACAUCACAUCACCAGGUCCCAUGGAGUACCAACGUAACAUAACACCGUACCAGUUGGACCACAACUACUCUGACUAUUAUGAGUUGUAUCCUAACAACAUGCCCGACUCCGACGACUUAUACACGAUAGAGAGUUUAUCCUACCACCCAUCCGAACUUAUCAUUAUCACCUGCAUCAUGCCGACCAUCCUAUGUCUUGGGUUAAUAGGCAACUUAGCCUUCCUCUUUGUGGUGUUUCGGGUGCGCUGGAUGCGCACUGUGGUGAAUUUCUAUCUGAUAAACUUGGCGGCAGCCGAUAUCUUAUUCCUGUGUGCCGCUAUUGGCGAGAAGAUUGGCAUGUAUGUGAACAAUCCCGUCAUGUAUGACGAGUCGUCCAAAGGUAAAGUGGGCUGCAUCAUAAUGGCCUUCGUCAAAGGUUGGUGUUACUAUACUUCUAUUACUUUGGUAACGUUGGUCUCGGUGGGUCGCUUCUAUGCCGUGUGCAAACCGCACGAUUUCAAACUCAAUAGUAAGCAAAGAGCUUUGAAACUUAUCUCAGCAACUUGGCUGGUGUGUUGCAUACUGGGUGCUCUCGUCAUACCAUCCAAGUCGAUGGCCAAGAAAAUGUACUAUUAUCCCGAGUUGGACCCCAAUGAGGAUUUUAUGGAGUUCAUCAACAACCCACGGUAUGUGGAGACCUGCAUGCCGACAUCGGGAAUUAAUUGGAUCGCGUAUGUUACAGAUGGUGCCCAAGCCCUGCCGUUCUUGAUCGCCAUGUCAGGAAAUAUCAAAAUCUACGUGAGUAUAUACCGGGCCCUGAACGACCGGGUCACCAAAACCACACGGCAGAACUCCCGGGAACGAAAGACCGAAAUGCGGGAUAGGGUCAGCCGCAUGCUGAUCGCCAACGGGACAAUUUUCUUCUUGUGCCUGGCCCCGUUCGAGAUAACGUCCCUCUCCGAGAUGAUUAUGAGGAAGGGGCUUGGCGACAGCACCACCCGCCGGACUUGGACCCAAUUCUGCCGGGUGAUGAUGUACCUCAACUCGGCAGUCAACCCCGUUAUUUACAAUAUAACGAACCCCAGGUAUCGUCAAGCCUUCCUGAGAGCCUUCAGUAGGAAGCAAGACCGUAGGAAUGAAUCCAAGUCGCCCUCAACGGUACAGCUAAGCCAUCUGCGUGGCGAGAGUCAAGAAUCUAGAGUGAAAAAAGAUGGAUCACAUUGA